UGUCAUCCUCCAGACUCAAUAUUCACUCAUGAUCCUGGUCAAUCAUCCAACUCAACCUUCCAAUUGAUAUCUUGCUACCAAUCACUCCGCCAUGACGCUCGUCAGGAUCAGCAACAACAAAACCCUCAAGGGCCACAAGGCCAUAAUCUUCUCAACCGUUGAACCGCCCCAGGCUCAGAUCGACGCCAUUCAGAAACAGUUCCCCGAUCUAACAAUCAAGACUUUCAUUCAACCGUGGGGUGCACCUCUCGAUCCUAGUUUCGAGGAAGAGGAGUGGCAGGAUACUACUGUCUUGUUGACUGCGACCUUGUUGCCAAAACCAGAACAGGCGCCGCAUUUGCAAUACGUUCAACUUACGAGCGCUGGUGCCAACCAUCUCAUCAAGGAUCCCCUCUUUACGGAUACAAAGAUUCCAUUUUCAACUGCUAAUGGAGUUCAUGGACCUCAAAUUGCGGAGUGGAUCAUAACUACUUAUCUAUCUCAUCGACUUCACUUAAAGGAAUACUCGAAUCUUCAAGAUGAAGGAAAAUGGAAACGUCUUCAUCAAGGUGCCGAAGAUACCGAAGAUACAGCUGGCAAGCGAAUUGGCAUCCUAGGCUAUGGUAGUAUCGGCCGUCAAACAGCUCGUCUAUCAAAAGCUUUAGGCCUCGACGUCCAUGCCUACACUCUUCACCCUCGCAACACCCCAGAGUCCCGCCGCGAUGACUCCUACACACCUCCGGGCCUCGGUGACCCAGAGGGUGAAUUCCCUAGCAAAUGGUUUUCCGGCGGAUCCAAAGAAGAAAUCCACCAAUUUCUUGAUUCAGGACUAGACAUCCUCGUCAUCUCAGUUCCAUUGACUGACAAGACCAAGGGGUUGAUCUCAAAGCCUGAGUUUGAAAUUCUCGGUAAGAAGGGGACUUUCUUGAUUAACAUUGCGAGGGGACCUAUCGUCGAUACCGAUGAUCUUAUCGAGGCGCUUAAUUCGGAAACUAUCAAGGGUGCGGCGCUUGAUGUCACUGAUCCUGAGCCUUUGCCUGAUCAGCAUCCACUGUGGAGUGCGAAGAAUGUGACUAUUACGCCACAUAUCAGUGCGGCUUCCUCAUUUUACUAUACGAGGCUGUUGGAUAUUUUUAGAUUGAACCUUGAGAGGCUCAGCCAAGGACGAAACGACUUCAUCAACAAAGUCAACCGGAAGGAAGGGUACUAGAGGUUUUCGAACGAAGAUCUUAGAAACUAUUGAAUGUGUUUCGGUUUCCUAUCUUCUAUACGGGAAAGAAACGGAUAUUGGAAAUGAAGACACAUCAUCCAGAGAAAGUAGGAGUGAUAUUGAACUACACGUUUACUGAACCAUCUUCGUUUCCAUCAAUACUCUGAUCCUCUGCACCUCAGCAGAACCAUACGUUUCCUCCAGCAUCUCCAUGACUCCCA
Messenger RNA from Fusarium verticillioides 7600, 1410 nucleotides. RefSeq lists its product as hypothetical. Gene Ontology annotation, molecular function: NAD binding. NCBI's taxonomy places the organism in Eukaryota, Fungi, Ascomycota, Sordariomycetes, Hypocreales, Nectriaceae. The coding region runs from base 92 to 1189 and encodes 365 amino acids. The transcript has 4 exons. The record is from RefSeq and is a predicted model, not a curated record.